Messenger RNA from Oppia nitens, 551 nucleotides. RefSeq lists its product as uncharacterized. The record is from RefSeq and is a predicted model, not a curated record. The transcript has 2 exons. The coding region runs from base 11 to 463 and encodes 150 amino acids. Lineage: Eukaryota; Metazoa; Arthropoda; Arachnida; Sarcoptiformes; Oppiidae.
UUUAAAAAAUAUGUCCAAACUUUUAACAUUUACUGCAAUAUUGAUAGUUAUGAGUGUAUUUUAUACACAAUAUGUAUCGGGUAUUAUAGAUAAAGCCAUAAAUGCCGGAAACAAGGCUUUCCAAGAGGUGGGCGACAAAGCCAUUGAACAGGGAUUCAAAGCUUUCUGUGCGGCCACUGGUGAUGGCGUCAAAGCUAUGCAAACAUUUGGUAUGGGUUUCCUUAAGUGUGAUAAAGCGCACGCUAAAGAAGCUCAUUGCAAAAUUGCCGAUAAUGCACCGAUGAUUCAUUCGGCACUUUGCGGUAUGGCUGAGGACAAGGCCAGGACUUUCUUCAAACAUGGGGUCAAUUGCUUUAAAAUGCCUGAUCCUCACGGCAAGGGUCAGGACUGUAUCAAAAAUUGGAUCGAAGAAAUGAAAGAUUGUGCUGAAUUAGCAAGUACAUUUAAAGAUCAAAUGGGUUAAGUAGUAUAAAAGUAUGGAUGGGUUAGAUAUGACCCAUAAGUGAAUAAAAAUUUAUCAAAUAAAAAGUAUUAAAGUUUAAGUGUUUUAU